AUGGUGGAUGCCCACUCACUAGAGGUCAUGAAGACAAAUCAAACAUUGAAAUUUGGUCCAGCAAUGGCAGCUAAGCCACCCUUCAAUUUAGACAUAGAUUUGUGCCUCAUAGAAAGGCCCCUGGACGAAUUCCAGGCCCACUUGAUCCUGUGGGUCACACAGAGAAGAGACAUGGUACACCUGUGUUGCAAUAGGCUGAAGAUCUUUGGGAAACCCACCAGCCACAACAGGAAGGUCCUGAGACUGCUGCAGCUGGACUGUCCAGAAGGUGGAAGUGCACUGCACCUGGGUGCCCUCCACCUUGGGUGCUUGUGCUUCUUUCUUGGGCCAGAUGAGGAACCUGAGGACACUGCAGGUCUCCCAGGUCCACUGCCUGCCCACACCUCCCCAGAAGAGCAGGAGCAGCUGAUUGCCCAGCUCACCUCGCAGUUCCUCAGGAUGGACUGCCUGUGGAAGUCCUGUGUGGAUGCUGUCCUCCUCCUCAAGGGCCACCUGGAGCAGGUCCUGAGACAGCUCAGACACCUGGAACUGAGGGGCAUCAGACUGACCAAAUUCAGUCCAGAGCCCCUCAAAAUUCUGCUGGAAAGCACUGCAGCCUCCCUGAAGAGCCUGGACUUGGAAGCUUGUAUCACUGACUCCCAGCUCCAGGCCCUCCUGCCUGCCUUGAGCCGCUGCUCCCAGCUCAGGGUUUUGAGCUUCCAUGGGAACCGCAACUCCAUGUCAGCCUUAAGGGACCUGCUGCUUCACACUGCCAGGCUGAGCCAGUUGAGCAUAGAGCUGUACCCUGCCCCUCUGGAGAGCUAUGAUGCCCAGG
Molecule: messenger RNA, 814 nt
Organism: Marmota monax (woodchuck)
Lineage: Eukaryota; Metazoa; Chordata; Mammalia; Rodentia; Sciuridae
Product: PRAME family member 8-like
Exons: 2
Cellular component (GO): cytoplasm
Source: RefSeq, a predicted model, not a curated record